AUGGGAUCCUCAAGGGAACCUGACCGGAAUGCCGGAGUCAAAGAUGCCGUGGAAGCUCCCGAACGCGAGCAACCAGAAGGCACCGAAGAAGAAGGAAGCAAAAAUGAUGGCUUGGGCAACAACCCAUCAUAUAGUUUGGCGGGCUCUGGCACGCAGAAUCCAAACAACAACCGUGGAUAUACAGAUGAAGAGUACCAGCAGUACAAUCCUCAGUAUAGCAAAGAAGAUGAUGGCCCAACCUGGAGUUUGGCUCAGCCACUCCCUCACAUUGUCCGGCCUGGCAUGCGUCAUGGCGCCUUACCAGAGGAUCGAAAGGAGGAUAAAGGCGACAUGACAGAGAACGGCCAGGAUCUAGCGUACGCGGAUGAAAUUAGGAAACAGCAGUCGGCGGAAAAUCGAACGAAGAAAGUCAACGAUCCUAAAGAAGAUGGCUUUUUCAAUACUUGGUCGAAAAUUCGUCACCAUCUUCGUGAGCCGCUGGCUGAAUGGCUCGGAACAACUAUGGCAAUGACAAUCGGUCUUUGUGCCACCUUAUCGAACUUCACUUCCUCUGGACAGGCCGGGUCAUAUCCUGCUCAAAGUGUCGCCUGGGGCUUUGGAUUUAUGGUCGCUAUCUACACCACCGGAGGUAUGUCUGGUGGCCAUUUAAACCCAGCCAUCUCAAUCUCGCUGUCUGUAUUUCGUGGAUUCCCCGCGCGUCGCUGUGUGAUCUACAUUGCCGCGCAACUUCUCGGUGCUAUCACCGCAGGGGGUAUAUCAUACGCGAUCUACCAUGACGCCAUUGUUGAAGUCGCCAAGGUAGCCAAAGUGCCUCAGAAUGCAAGCGUCGCCGCUCAGGCUCUCAUCACUUUACCGAAAUCCUUUGUGCAUCCUGCGACUGCGUUCUUCACUGAGUUUCUGGGCAGCGCCAUCUUACUUGGUUCUAUUCUUGCUCUGGGAGAUGAUACCAAUGCGCCUCCAGGGGCGGGAAUGCAGGCAUUUAUUAUUGGGAUUAUCAUUAGUAUUGUGAUCCUUGCACUUGGGUAUAAUACAGGAGGAUGUUUCAACUGCGCGCGAGACUUCGGCCCCCGACUUGUUGCCGUCAUGGCUGGAUGGGGUGGCCAGCUCUUUAAAGAAUACCAUGCAUGGUGGAUUUGGGGUCCAUGGGUUGCAGAUAUCACCGGUGCAUUGUUUGGCGCCUUGGUCUAUGACAUGGCUAUCUUUACUGGUGGUGAGAGUCCAGUCAACUAUCCUCCACGGAGACGAAAACGGGCAUACCGUGUGAGAGCUUUGAAUCUUCGGAAGAAGCUUCGUAUUGGGAAAAAGAAGGUCCCCGAUCUUGAGCACUCUGUUGCGGAUACUGAGCGCUGA
Messenger RNA from Penicillium samsonianum, 1350 nucleotides. RefSeq names its product MIP/aquaporin family protein. Gene Ontology annotation, molecular function: glycerol channel activity; water channel activity. The coding region runs from base 1 to 1350 and encodes 449 amino acids. Gene Ontology annotation, biological process: water transport; glycerol transmembrane transport. The transcript has 4 exons. Gene Ontology annotation, cellular component: plasma membrane. Lineage: Eukaryota; Fungi; Ascomycota; Eurotiomycetes; Eurotiales; Aspergillaceae. The record is from RefSeq and is a predicted model, not a curated record.